Messenger RNA from Trematomus bernacchii (emerald rockcod), 2027 nucleotides. RefSeq names its product transmembrane phosphatase with tensin homology (gene tpte). NCBI's taxonomy places the organism in Eukaryota, Metazoa, Chordata, Actinopteri, Perciformes, Nototheniidae. Gene Ontology annotation, molecular function: monoatomic ion channel activity; phosphatidylinositol-3,4,5-trisphosphate 3-phosphatase activity; protein tyrosine phosphatase activity. The transcript is spliced from 19 exons. The record is from RefSeq and is a predicted model, not a curated record. Bases 255 to 1787 code for a protein of 510 amino acids. Gene Ontology annotation, cellular component: membrane; cytosol. Gene Ontology annotation, biological process: monoatomic ion transport; transmembrane transport; protein dephosphorylation.
GCUGUGCUCGGGUUAGAGACGCUGAAUAGCGGGUGGUUUGUGUUGUUAAAUCGAACUUGUUGUUUUUAGAGGUUUAUGAGGAAUGCUAGAUAAUUAACUUUUCUUAAACAAACUGCCAAUUGCUUGCUUACAUGUUUUGCAUCUACCGCUAAUCAGAACUAAUGAGGUUGCUAAGCGAUUAGUGCUAGGAAAGCAGCACUAAUGCAUCCUAGUCCACACGCUCUGAACAAAGCAAGAAGGAAGACACUCUCAUCAUGUCCUCAGUGUAUUUCAGUCCAGGGUCAGAUUCAGGUGUAAAUGGAAACGUUGCAAAGAUGGAGGAAGCCAACGUGAAGAUUGAAGAUGGAAAGGAUGACAUUGUGGAACCAGACACAAUGUACCACAAUAUCCGCAAGACGAUUGCACCGUUUGUUAUGUCUUUUGGAUUUCGUAUAUUUGGAGUGAUACUGAUCAUAGUGGACUUUGUGCUGGUGAUUGUGGACUUGGCACUGCCAACCAAGAGCAGAGAGGUUGGAGAUGCCUUAGAGGCUGUGUCCCUCAUCAUCUCCUUAUUCUUUCUCGCUGACGUUCUCCUGCGGGUGUAUGUGGAAGGGUUCAAAGUUUACUUCAGCUUCAAGUUAAACAUCAUAGACGCCUGUGUUGUGGCAAUCACGCUGGUGGUCACCAUGGUCUACACCUUCAGUGACCUGUCAGGAGCCGAUCUGAUCCCCAGGGUGGUGACGUUUUUCCGUUUCCUGAGAAUAAUAAUACUAGUGAGGGUUUUCAGACUGGCAGCUCAGAGAAAAGAGCUGGAGAAGGUCACCAGGAGGAUGGUUUCUGAGAACAAGCGUCGCUAUCAGAAGGAUGGAUUUGACCUUGACCUUACCUAUGUGACGGACCGUGUCAUUGCUAUGUCUUUCCCCUCCUCUGGAAAGCAGUCCUUCUACAGGAAUCCAAUCAGGGAGGUGGCGAGGUUCCUAGACACUAAACAUGAAGACCACUAUAAAGUUUACAACCUGUGCAGUGAGAAGGGCUACGACCCGCAGUUCUUCCACUACAAGGUUGAGCGGGUGUUCAUUGAUGACCACAAUGUUCCCGCGUUGGAGGACAUGCUGAAAUACACAGCAAACGUGAGGGAGUGGAUGUCUGCUGAUCCCAAAAACAUCAUUGCCAUUCACUGCAAAGGAGGGAAAGGACGCACAGGUACUCUGGUGUGCACCUGGCUUAUUGACAGCGACCAGUUCGAGAGCGCACAGGAUAGUCUGGACUUUUUUGGUGAGAGGAGGACAGACAAGAGUCAGAGCUCAAAGUUUCAGGGAGUAGAGACGCCCUCUCAGAGUCGGUACGUGGGGUACUACGAGGUCAUGAAGACCAAGUUCAACAGACAGAUGCCUCCACCCAAGAGCCUCAGGAUCAAGAGCAUCCGCAUCCACUCCAUAUCAGGUGUGGGUAAAGGUAAUGGCAGUGAUCUCAAGGUGAAGAUAAUUGUGAAGAAAGAGCUGGUGUUUCAAUGUGUGUGUGCCAAACAGGAGAACUGCACAGUAUUUCCUGAUGUGGGCAGCAAUGCAGCAGUCAUCAGUCUACUGAACGGGCCUGUGGUUGAAGGGGAUGUCAAGGUCAUGUUUGAGUCGAGUGCUGGUCUUCCGAAAGGAUAUGAAGAUGUUCCGUUCUACUUCUGGUUCAAUACCUCCUUCAUAGAGGAUAACAAGCUGUUUCUACCCAGAGAAGAGCUGGACAACCCUCACAAACCCAAGACCUGGAACCUGUACAAGGAGGACUUUGGUGUCUCUAUGAUCUUCUCUGAAUAAAAGCCCCUCAGAAAGCUGAAGAUGAUAAAUGACUUGUUAGUUUUACUUUUAUGGUGAGCUGGAAUUGGUACAGUGAAUACCAUGAGUGUAAUGUUAAAAUUGAAGAUACUUUAGCAUUACUUGAAUCAAAUAUGUUGUACAAUCUGAAAGGCACUAAGUCAGACUGCAGUGCUGAGGCACUUAAACUGAAAUGUAUAAUAAUGUGAAGAAUUCCCAUUAAAUGUUAUGUCUUCCAGUGAA